Messenger RNA from Triplophysa dalaica, 657 nucleotides. RefSeq names its product C-C chemokine receptor type 8-like. Gene Ontology annotation, cellular component: membrane. Gene Ontology annotation, biological process: phospholipase C-activating G protein-coupled receptor signaling pathway; positive regulation of Rho protein signal transduction. The record is from RefSeq and is a predicted model, not a curated record. NCBI's taxonomy places the organism in Eukaryota, Metazoa, Chordata, Actinopteri, Cypriniformes, Nemacheilidae. Gene Ontology annotation, molecular function: G protein-coupled receptor activity. Bases 1 to 657 code for a protein of 218 amino acids. The transcript has a single exon.
AUGGAGUUCUUCUUGCUUAAUACUGCUAUUUCUGAUGUUUUAUUUUUCCUUGAUGGUUUAUUCUUUCUACUGUCUAAAUUGUGGUUAGGUUUCAUUUUGUUGGCACUGUUUUUUCAAGGUUUACUAUUUGCCGGUCGUCCUCUGUUUCAGUGUUUGAUCUGUAUGGAGCGUUAUCUGGCAGUGGUUCAUCCUGUAACCUUUCUGAAGUACAAACCUCUCAGAUAUAGAGUGAUGUGUUGCACCGCUGCUUGGUUAAUUUGUCUCGGAUCAUGUUUCUUCUGCUUGUUUACUUUAAUGUCAGGCAACACAACUGCACAUGUAUUGCAUUUCUCGAUUCUUUUCCUUAUCCUGCUCCCCAUUCAGUUGUUCUGCCUUUCGGCCGUUCUCAGAGCUCUGAAGCAGUCCGGACCGGGAGCGAGAGAAAGAGAGGAAAACCUUAUGAAGAAAAGAGCAUUUUAUCUUAUUCUGUUGACAACUAUAAACAUGAUUUUCAUGUAUGUUCCAUUCAUUAUCAGUGGAUUCAUUACCAUUGUGAUACAUGCAUACAUUCCAGAAGUUUGGAUUCCUGCUAUGUUAUCAUAUGGACUGGGGGGGUUUUUACAGCCUGUUUUUUAUCUACACAGAUGUGGUAAACUCACCUGCUGUGCUUCAAUCUAA